AUGUAUCAGCUUCCCCAUGAAAUCGUCCAACUCGUUGUUUAUUACGUUGGCGACGAUCAAGACACAUUGGCGGCACUCAAUCGUACCAACAGAGCACUCUACAACGCGACGCUUUGCACCCUUUAUCACGCCCCCUCAUUCACAUCGGUCCAUCAGUUUCGAGUGUUUGUUGAAAACCUCUCGCCAAAAACUGCAAGCAAAGUGCGCAAGAUCGAUCUCAAGCAUCUGCCUCAUCGGUGGAACGCUGCUUUAAGCGAGCAUGUGAUGGCUCUGUUGCGUAAGGCUGACAAUAUCAAUUAUCUCGAUCUAUGCUUAUGUCGUAUCAACCAACGCGUAUCCAGGUUGGCAAUCGAAAAGUGGCCACUGCAAUACUUAUCGCUCAACUCGCAUCGCAACGUGAAUGAUGACUUGUUCGCCUCGUUACCCAGCAAUUGUUUGGAGAAUCUUCUUGAAGUGGAUUUGGGAGAAACGAAUAUCACCGACCAAAGUCUGAUGAUCUUGGCGGAUCGUUGCCCAAAGCUGAAUUCAUUGGAACUUGAAGGAUGUCAACAUGUGACCGAAGUGGGAAUCGAAUACGUGACCAAGAAGUGCCAACAAUCACUCAAGUUCUUGAAUAUCAGGGAUUGCUUCAAUGUUGUCCCGGGGCCGGACAAUAAUCUGGAUGGUACACACGUUGUGAUUGAUUGGGCAGCGUGGGGAUUCGAAGAUGUGAUUGAUGAUGAUGAUGAUGAUGACGACGACAACAACAACGAGAACGCGUAG
Lichtheimia ornata is the source of this 762-nucleotide messenger RNA. RefSeq lists its product as uncharacterized. Bases 1 to 762 code for a protein of 253 amino acids. The record is from RefSeq and is a predicted model, not a curated record. NCBI's taxonomy places the organism in Eukaryota, Fungi, Mucoromycota, Mucoromycetes, Mucorales, Lichtheimiaceae. The transcript is spliced from 2 exons. Gene Ontology annotation, biological process: SCF-dependent proteasomal ubiquitin-dependent protein catabolic process. Gene Ontology annotation, cellular component: SCF ubiquitin ligase complex.